Paramecium tetraurelia is the source of this 1284-nucleotide messenger RNA. RefSeq lists its product as uncharacterized. Gene Ontology annotation, cellular component: nucleus. Gene Ontology annotation, molecular function: double-stranded DNA binding. Gene Ontology annotation, biological process: reciprocal meiotic recombination. The record is from RefSeq and is a predicted model, not a curated record. Lineage: Eukaryota; Ciliophora; Oligohymenophorea; Peniculida; Parameciidae. The transcript is spliced from 4 exons.
AUGACUGAUAUUGAAGAUUUUUCUGACAAUAGAGUUUCAUCUUAUCAGCGAUUGUAACCAGAGAGAUAGAAAAACACACUGCCUAGGUGGAGAAUGUGGCUACAUCAAAUGGAUAUAUUUUCAGUUAUCCCUACUCCUAAAACAUAUCCUGUGAGUACUAGAAGAAGUAUAAUUGGAACUUGCCUAUUUAUCUUUGUAUUUGCUACUUACGUGAUAUCUAGCUUUGUGUUUUUCGUAAUUGACAAUGUGCCAAGAUUGAAUGAAUUUUCGUAAUUGGAUGAUUCUGUCUCCUUAACUGUCGGCCCUGAAAUCGCCAUGCAAUUUCUGUACGGCAAGGAUGUCUUGAAUGAGUCCAUCACUAAUACUAGCAUAUUUAGCAUCACAAUGCAGCAGGUUAUUAAAUAUUUGGAUCCAGCAAAAUAAGAUAAUUCUUCAACCUAAAUACCUCUAAAGAUUUGUUACAGCAACGAUAUUGAUUGGAUGCCUUAGAAUGCUUCCAAAUAAGCCUUUCUGUGUCCUCAAGUUCAACUUAAUUUAUCGGGUCAAUUAUAUAGAUCAGAAGAAUUCAUCUAUCCAAGAAUACAGAUAGAUUACUGUCCAUAUAAGCAUCCGGAGAAGAAGUUGCAAUGCGAAACUGAAUAAUAGAUUAGAAAAGUUGUUGCGGGAGGAAGAUUGUUCCUCUAUAUCAAGAAUCAAGCACCAGAAGUCAAUUUUGUAGGGAAGAAGACUGAAGGCUUAAAAUAUCAGGUUUUUCAAUACUUUUUAGUGCCUGGACUCUACAAUAGAGCUGAGAUUGUUUUAUAGAAACAACUAGUAUCAAGGACUGGCGAUUACUUGACUUAAUUUUCAACUAAGCAUGAUGAUUAUCUCUUAGUUAAUAGAUAAUAUUUGUAUGUUACUAAUGUAACCUAAAAUGAUGAUGGUCGGGCAGACACUGACAGCUUAUCGAUUUAUAAAGGGUAUUAGAUAUUUUUACGAUUGGAUCAAGAAGUGAGAAUUAUAUAGGUUGUCAAAGAUACUAUUAUUGAUGUAAUUGCCUAAUGGGGAGCAUUUUAUGGAGUUUUAGUUGGUGCUUUUGCACUUUACUUCCUAAAAUAUAAUUAAAACCAAUUUUAUAAAAAGAAUAAAUAAUGGGCUAAUUUUGACUAAAAUGAAGCCUUGUUUGAAAGUAAGCAAUUAAAUGAAACAGAAGGAAAAUCCCCCAUAGAUUGACAAAAUUGCAAAUCUGAUUUUUUUAUUUAUUAAAAUGAACACAUUAAGGUUCAGAGAAUUAAUUAAUUUAUA